AUGUAUUCGCUUUAUCGAAGCUUUUUGGGCAGUCUUGACUCAACCACAGACACUCACAUGCUCGAUUAUGCCAACAAAUUAGAACAGAGUAUCGGCACUUUCGGUGCCACGCAGAUUAAUCAUCAAUCCCUCCUGGAUGUUAUUUGCGAAGGCAAUCCGCAAGCUGAUGCCCUGAUACAGAAAUUUAACGAUCUCAAAUUGAGAAAUGCUCGUGAGCUCGUGCCUUGUGUAUACAUGUAUUCACGGCUUAAACGAGAUUCUCACUUACUGUCUGUCUUGGACCAGAUGUGUGACACGAAACGUGUGGAUAGAUUUGAUCGCGAUAACGUUAAAUCGCCAGAUUUAGCAUUUGCUCGACAAAGCGUGAAUCAAUUGCAACAAAGAAUCGCUGAUUCAAGUACACUCCUCGGAAGCACUCUUAGAUCUGUUGGGAGCGAGCGGAUUGCCCGCUCCGUUCUCACUGGCACUUUAGAUGACUUCUCCGUUUCAGACGCGCCUUUGGAUCCCUAUUCUAGUUCGGACCAUGGUGUACCGAUCCCACGAACUGCAGACCCUGGUGACGCAGCCGCUUCUACCACCGUUCGCCGAAACCCACCAUUAGCCGACAGUGCUCUGCGCCAUCCGGUACAACCUAAAUGGCUGUUUGAGCGUUGCAGUUUGUGGAAUGACUUUUUACCACCGAUGGACUCGGGUUCGGAG
Dicrocoelium dendriticum is the source of this 699-nucleotide messenger RNA. The record is from the annotation of a GenBank genome assembly. NCBI's taxonomy places the organism in Eukaryota, Metazoa, Platyhelminthes, Trematoda, Plagiorchiida, Dicrocoeliidae.